This is a messenger RNA of Chelmon rostratus (copperband butterflyfish), 1143 nucleotides long. RefSeq names its product teleost multiple tissue opsin 2b (gene tmtops2b). The record is from RefSeq and is a predicted model, not a curated record. Gene Ontology annotation, molecular function: G protein-coupled receptor activity. The transcript has 4 exons. NCBI's taxonomy places the organism in Eukaryota, Metazoa, Chordata, Actinopteri, Chaetodontiformes, Chaetodontidae. Bases 1 to 1143 code for a protein of 380 amino acids. Gene Ontology annotation, cellular component: photoreceptor outer segment; membrane. Gene Ontology annotation, biological process: G protein-coupled receptor signaling pathway; visual perception.
AUGGACAGCAGGAUGUUUUCUGGUCUGACCGGUCUGAAUUACAGCUUCAACCUGAGCGAUGACCCGGGGCUGGCGGACGCGCCUGCGGGCAGGGGGAAGCUCUCCCCGACGGGCUUCGUCGUGUUGUCCGUGGUGCUGGGCUUCAUCAUGACUUUCGGUUUCCUGAACAACUUCAUCGUGCUGCUUCUGUUCUGCAAAUUCAAGAAGCUGCGGACGCCGGUGAACAUGCUGCUGCUGAACAUCAGCGUCAGCGACAUGCUGGUGUGUUUGUUCGGCACCACCCUCAGCUUCGCCUCCAGCGUCCGCGGGAAGUGGCUGCUGGGGCGCAGCGGCUGCAGCUGGUACGGCUUCAUCAACUCCUGCUUUGGUAUUGUUUCGCUGAUCUCUCUGGUUAUCCUCUCCUACGACCGCUACAGCACUCUGACUGUGUACAACAAGGGUGGGCUGAACUACCGCAAGCCGCUGCUGGCUGUCGGGGGCUCCUGGCUGUACUCCUUGUUCUGGACAGUGCCCCCUCUGCUGGGCUGGAGCAGCUAUGGCAUAGAGGGGGCAGGGACCAGCUGCUCUGUGUCCUGGACUGUUCAGACAGCCCAGUCACACGCCUACAUCAUCUGCCUCUUCAUUUUCUGCCUGGGUAUACCUGUCCUGGUGAUGAUCUACUGCUAUGGCAGGCUGUUAUUGGCAGUCAAACAGGUGGGUAAGAUCAGAAAGACUGCAGCCCGGAGGAGAGAGUACCACAUACUCUUUAUGGUUCUGACCACAGCAGCCUGCUACCUGUUGUGCUGGAUGCCUUAUGGUGUGGUGGCCAUGAUGGCCACAUUUGGCCCGCCCAACAUAAUCAGUCCUGUGGCCAGCGUGGUGCCCUCGCUACUGGCCAAGAGCAGCACGGUCAUCAACCCCCUCAUCUAUAUACUUAUGAAUAAACAGUUCUACAGGUGUUUCCUGAUUAUGUUUCACUGUGAUCACUGGUCAGCAGAGAACUGCAACACAUCGAUGCCCUCCAAAACCACGGUAAUCCAGCUGAACCGCAGAGUCUACAGCAACACGGUGGCCUGCACCGCGCAGAUCUCCGCCGACACUCUCAACCAGUGCUGCAGCACUUCGGCCACCAAGCACACAUCCCCGCCCAAGGUCACCACCUGA